Molecule: messenger RNA, 1741 nt
Organism: Micropterus salmoides (largemouth bass)
Lineage: Eukaryota; Metazoa; Chordata; Actinopteri; Centrarchiformes; Centrarchidae
Product: leucine-rich repeat-containing protein 27-like
Exons: 11
Coding region: 261-1604 (447 amino acids)
Molecular function (GO): protein binding
Source: RefSeq, a predicted model, not a curated record
CCUCGUUGCCGUGGUUACGACGUCAAACUCGUGAGGCGGUAGCUAAAAGUUAGCAUGACAUAUGUGUUUCGGGGUUGUUGUUGUUUUUUUAUUCGUUUUAUAAAGUUUUUAUUUUAAGAACAUACUCAGUCACGUUCAUUGGUUCCAAGUUUUGUUUAUUCAAAUUCCAGACACAAGGAGAAAUAUGCCAAUGCAAAAAGACACUUGAACGGCCUGAACCGUGGUCUGCGUACAUUAAACAUCUCAGCAUCACUUCUACUAUGUAUUCCCUAGAGAAGAGGGAGGAGGUUCCUGACCUGCAGCUAAGCUUUGGCUUUGGGGACAGUGUUGUCAAAUCACAGACCCCCCACCUUCUGCCUGAGGGUGCUGAGGAGCUCCCUGAAAAUUACUCAGCAGAGACAUUGUGUCUGAGCAGAACUAAGCUGAAACAUGUUGCAGAAAGUAUUUUGAAAAAUAGCAUACUAAAGUAUUUAUAUCUUGAAGGCAACCAGCUACCCAGUAUCCCAGAUUCAAUAUUCCUCAGCUUGCCCAACCUGCUGUGGCUGGACCUCAGAAAUAACCAAAUUGCAUCGCUCCCUGCCGAAAUUGGCGUGCACAGAUCUCUGAAGACAUUACUUCUGGAAGGAAAUCCCAUCUCAGAACUUCCCCCAGAGUUAGGAAAUGUUAUUACUCUCAAAGGCCUGAACCUGAGGAACUGCCCCAUCACUUUCCCUCCACAAGACAUUGUGCACCAGGGGCUCCGGAGCAUCCUCCAGUACCUCAGGAGUGCUAUGGCUAAGCGGCCAGUUGGCAUGAGGAGGACCCCCCCAGAGUUGCCUGUGGUGGAGAAGCUCCAGCUGUCAGAGCUGAUGGGGUCCAGUAUGGAGGAGCAGGAUGAGUCAGUGGAUGAGGACGAGCUGCAGAGGUUCAGGGAACUCAAACACAAGAUGAUCCUGCUGGACAAAGCUGAGCUGGACUCAGUAGUGCCGGGGGAUAGAAACCAGAGGGCAUGCCUUCUUCGUAUUACCCAAAGAAAAAAGGCAACUACCAAGGCUGGUAUAACUCCUGUGCUAACCCUGUUUGACACUCAGCACUGGAAGAGGCCAGAAGAACGGAAACAGGCUGCAAUGAAAGAGCUGAAAGAAAAAAAAGCUAUUCUCGAGCAGAGAAGAAAAACCCAAGAGGCUCUUCGGAAGUGGCACACACAAGCCAAGAUCACACAGGAGAAGAAAAUGUCUGGGUACCAGCUAAAGAAGCAUGGAAGGCAAUUAAAACAAGAGGAAGCAGAAACAGAUUCUAAACCUGGUGUGGAGGACAGCAGCGAUGCAUCUCAAAGUCAGAUGUCCAGAAUGUCCAUCACAGAGUGUGUGGAGGCCAGAUCAGCCCGUGAGCUGGAGCGGCAGAUACGUGCCCGUGUUGAGAAGAUGCAGGAGAGACGCAGGAACCCCAGGGGCACGACCACCGAGCAGAUGGCAGCAGCAGAACAAGAUGUGGAAGAGAUGAGGAAAUUACAGACUCGGCUUCUAGAGAAGAAGAGAAAUCGGGGAAGAGAUCUUGAAAAUUCUUUCACUAUCUUCACUGGCGACACCUGGCAGAGAAUCCUUGACAAGUCACAGGGAUUAUAAUGAUUGUUACUCCUGUUGUUUCAGUUUUGAAUUAUUACUCAAAAUGUAUUGACUAAUCCUUUUUUGAAUGACUGUUCUAAUGCUCAGAUCUUAAAAAUAAAGCUCAAAAGGCUGUGACUGGGCAAACAAGUGUUUUG